Molecule: messenger RNA, 324 nt
Organism: Macrosiphum euphorbiae (potato aphid)
Lineage: Eukaryota; Metazoa; Arthropoda; Insecta; Hemiptera; Aphididae
Source: the annotation of a GenBank genome assembly
AUGAGGGCAGUUCCAACACUUAAAGCUGAAGUUUUAUAUUCCAUUAUUGACAGAUUUGUACAACAAUUAGAAACUCGCUUUUCUGAGAAAAACCAAGAAUUAUUUAAGAUAUUUCAGAUUUUCGACUAUACAAGCUUAUAUUAUUUCAAUCCAAAGUGUCCAUCUUUAGAGUUCUUCAUAGAUCAUUAUAAAUAUUUUGAAAUUAAUAAAAUAAAAGUCAAAUCAGAAUUUUCAUCUGCUAAAGCUUUGCUUGAACAUAAACAUAUUUUAAGACCGGACUUAGAAAUGAUUGUAGAUGUUCUCAUUGAACUUCCUAGACCCUAG